GCAUCUUUACGACACUUAGAAUUCCUCCGAGCUUUCCUGCUCAUUUCUGCUAUUGAUUUUUUAUUUGAAGAUGGGAAUUUGGGAAUAUACUCUUUAUUUCACUACCACAACUUGCUUAUGGAGUGUGACACUUCAGGGAGAGCAUCAGAGAAGACUUUACAGAGAUCUGAUGAAAGAUUAUAACCCACUGGAGAGACCCGUGUUUAAUGACACUCACUCCCUCACUGUGUAUUUCAGCUUCAGUCUCAUGCAGAUUAUGGAUGUGGAUGAGAAGAAUCAAGUACUUACAACCAACAUUUGGUUACAGCUGUACUGGUAUGACUACUAUCUUCAGUGGAACACCUCUAGAUAUCCCGGUGUGGCGAGUGUAAGAUUCCCUGAUAGUCAGAUCUGGAAGCCUGACAUCUUACUGUAUAACAGUGCUGAUGAAAGGUUUGAUGCCACCUUUCAUACUAAUGUGCUGGUGAACUCGUCUGGUGCCUGCCAGUAUCUACCGCCAGGGAUAUUCAAAAGCACCUGCUACAUCGAUGUCCGCUGGUUCCCUUUUGAUGUUCAGAGGUGUGAUUUGAAGUUUGGCUCCUGGACGUAUGGAGGAUGGUCUCUGGAUCUGCAGAUGAUUGAGGCGGACAUCACAGGAUAUAUCGCCAAUGGAGAGUGGGACCUCGUUGAGGUUCCAGGUCGGCGGAAUGAGAGAUUCUAUGACUGUUGUAAGGAGCCAUACCCAGAUGUGACAUUUACAGUUGUAAUGCGGAGACGGACACUGUACUAUGGUCUGAAUCUGCUCAUCCCCUGUGUGCUUAUCUCUACACUGGCCCUGCUGGUCUUUCUGUUGCCUGCUGACUCAGGAGAGAAGAUCUCUCUCGGGAUCACUGUCCUGCUCUCAUUGACAGUUUUUAUGCUUCUGGUAGCAGAGAUAAUGCCAGCAACAUCAGAUUCUGUGCCUUUAAUAGCCCAGUAUUUUGCCACCACCAUGGUUAUUGUUGGAUUGUCUGUGAUAGCUACAGUCUGGGUAUUACAAUACCACUACCAUGAUCCUGAUGGAGGAAAAAUGCCGAAAUGGACACGAGUGGUGCUGUUAAACUGGUGUGCGUGGUUCCUGCGGAUGAAGAGGCCCGGCGAGGAUAAAGUUCGCUCAGCUUGCCACAACACAAAGCCACGCAGCAGCCUCUCCAGUGUGGAUCUGAACAUCAGCACAGGAGCAGCUCAAUCCACCAACGGAAACCUGCUGUACAUCGGCUUCCGUGGAUUGGACACUAUUCACUACGCCGCUUCACCAGACUCAGGGGUCAUCUGCAGUCGACUUGUUGGCACAGGUGAGGAGGAUAUGCUUCUCCCUGGGGCUCAGGCGCCCUCCGUAAGCAGUGGUCAUGGAGAUAGUGAACUGUCCAAAAUCUUGGAAGAGGUUCGGUACAUUGCCAAACACUUUCGGGACCAGGAUGAAGAAGAGACUGUGUGUAAUGAGUGGAAGUUUGCUGCAUCUGUCAUCGAUCGUCUUUGUCUCAUGGCCUUUUCUCUGUUCACCAUCCUCUGUACCAUUGGCAUCUUAAUGUCAGCCCCCAACUUUGUAGAGGCCAUAUCUAAAGAUUUCUUCAACUGAGGCAUUUGCACGCCCUAUAUGUAGUUAGUUCUUACUUCUUAGAGUGUGUUGUAAUAUAUGUAACAAUACAUUUCAUUAAUAAAUAUUAUUUCUCUAAAAUUGAUGUAGAGAGGUCACACUGAAUUCAGCUUAAAUGAAAAUUCUGUCAUCAUUAACUCACCCACAUGUCCUUCCGAACCUGUUUGACUCCCUUUCUUCCAUAGAACACAAAAGGAGAUGUUUAGCAUAAUGCUUCAAGCUUCAAAAAGGAUACAAAAGUACCAUAAAAGCAGUAUCAAAAGUUCAUGGUUCAUAUGAUUUGUGCACAAUAAGUCUUCUGAAGUCAUAAGAUCCAGUAGCUUUGUGUGAGAAAGUAACCAAAGUCAUGAUGGUGCUUUUGUGUCCUUUUUGAAGCUUGAAAGCUCCAGUCUCCACCCAGUAUGCAGGGUUUGGAAUGACAUGAGGGUGUGAAAAUGAUGACAGAAUUGUAUUUUUAGGUGAACUUUCCCUUUAAAGUGUGCACCAAAAGACAGAACUGUAACCUUCUGAGCACUUUAUAAAUGUGGAUAAAAUAAUUCUAGUCUUUUUUGUGUUGUUUUUUAGUCCUAUUCACAGAAGAAAUAUGUACCAGUGAAUUUCUGUAUUGUUAUAUGUCCUAUCUUUUUUGAUCUGUGGUAAUCACUGUAGUCUGUCAUACUCAAAUUACUUAGCUGAACAUUUCCAUGCAUAUUCAUUUUGAACCGCAGGUAAAUCAGUCAGUGUACAGUAUGUGAUAUCAUUAGAAGUGGAGAUUUUUUUCUUUUAAAAUAUUGCUGUAUAUUAACAAAUAAACAUAUUUUUG
Molecule: messenger RNA, 2417 nt
Organism: Myxocyprinus asiaticus (Chinese sucker)
Lineage: Eukaryota; Metazoa; Chordata; Actinopteri; Cypriniformes; Catostomidae
Product: neuronal acetylcholine receptor subunit alpha-7-like
Exons: 10
Coding region: 71-1597 (508 amino acids)
Biological process (GO): signal transduction; chemical synaptic transmission; nervous system process
Cellular component (GO): synapse; postsynaptic membrane; neuron projection
Molecular function (GO): acetylcholine-gated monoatomic cation-selective channel activity; transmembrane signaling receptor activity
Source: RefSeq, a predicted model, not a curated record